Bradysia coprophila is the source of this 3305-nucleotide messenger RNA. It is a transcript of the gene osy, whose product is annotated as ABC transporter oskyddad. Gene Ontology annotation, cellular component: membrane. NCBI's taxonomy places the organism in Eukaryota, Metazoa, Arthropoda, Insecta, Diptera, Sciaridae. The record is from RefSeq and is a predicted model, not a curated record. Gene Ontology annotation, molecular function: ATP hydrolysis activity; ABC-type transporter activity; ATP binding.
UUCAAUUUAGUAUGUGAGUAACAUCGAAUGGAAACGAAUCGGACAUUUAACGGAUAAUAUCGAAUAAAUUUGUAAUCAUUUAUUGGCAUGAAAUAAUGCAAUAAAACUUAAACUUGACAAACGACAAAAUAUUUCGAAAAUAUUUUUUGAACAUUUUUUCGUUAUUAAUGUUUGAAUAAUUUGAUGUUGAUUUUUGUUUCAUUUUGCAAUUAUGUGAACUAAAGUUGUUGCUGUUUUUUUUGUUUUUGCUGUAAUUGUGACACACCAAAGUUUGAAUAAAAGCAAAAUUUAUAAGACAAAUGAGUGAAAACCUAAAGUGCAACCAUAGUCAUAAUAAGAUUUUGCAAUUACUAAAACAAUAGUGCAUGGUUGAAGACAUUGUAUAUUUGUGGAAACGUAUAUUUUAAACAAAAGCCUGCAUUGUCAACUUUAUAUUUUACAUAUUUGAUAAACAACAAAUAAAUCUUCAAGAAAAUGAAUGAACCAGGUGAAAUAUUACCAAUGCCAAACAUAUCGCAUCAGGAUUUCGAUUUAGCAGCCAAACGUAGACAAUUCCUAUCCCAACCGUCAACAGUCGCAUCGCGACGACAACAAGCCGUAUGUGUACGGCGAGCCUACAAAUCGUAUGGAUCCAAAAAGAAUCCGAAUUUGAUAUUAGAUGGACUGAAUAUGACCGUGCCAAAGGGAAGUAUAUAUGGACUUCUUGGUGCCAGUGGUUGUGGGAAAACGACUCUCCUGUCGUGCAUUGUAGGACGACGUCGUUUAUAUUCUGGUGAAAUAUGGGUGCUCGGCGGUCGGCCGGGUUCACGUGGAUCAGGAGUACCUGGUCCCCGAAUCGGUUAUAUGCCUCAAGAAUUAGCUUUAUACGGUGAAUUUACCAUUCAAGAAACCCUGAUCUAUUUUGGAUGGAUUUCGGGAAUGACAACGAAAGAAGUUGAGGAAAAGACUGACUAUUUAGUGAAGUUAUUACAAUUGCCUGACUCAUCAAGAUUCGUUAAAAAUUUGAGUGGGGGACAACAACGACGAAUGAGUUUAGCUGCAGCUUUGUUACACGAGCCGGAACUGUUAAUUCUUGACGAACCAACGGUGGGUGUUGAUCCUGUGCUAAGGAAAAACAUUUGGGAUCAUUUGGUUGAUAUUACUAGCACUGGCAAUCGAACCGUCAUUAUUACGACACAUUACAUUGAGGAGACGAGGCAAGCUCAUAUGAUUGGCCUGAUGAGAGGAGGGAAAUUUUUGGCUGAAGAAACGCCGCACUUUUUAUUAGAAAAAUAUCACUGUGAGUCAUUGGAGGAUGUGUUUCUAAAAUUGUCCGUUCUUCAAAACAUGGGGAAAAGACGAAGAUCGUCAAUCAUUCAAGAAGUUUCCGAACACGUUGCAGUGCCAGCAAUAUCGAAUCCCGUCAUUGAUAUAAGUGACGAGGACCACGGUGAAAUAUCUGGUGAAUUUGGGGACAGUACAUCAAUGUCGACUCGGGUCAAAGAUGUAAUAACCGCAUCUGAAGCACCUCAUCCACCAUUGCCACCAGAUGAAGAACCACCAGCAACGUUGAAAGAUUAUCUGAGCAUUUUUAAGCCACAUCACUUAAAGGCAUUGAUUUGGAAAAACUUUUUGUGGAUGUGGCGUAAUGUUGGUGUAAUGCUGUUUAUAAUCGGUCUACCGUGCUUACAAAUCGUACUUUUUUGUUGGGCAAUCGGUCACGAUCCAACUGGCUUGAAAUUGGCCAUAGCUAAUUAUGAACAAAAUUCUACAACUGAUCUGCAGUCUUGUCCCAUUUCUGACGGUUGUAAUUAUACAAUGCUGAGCUGCAGAUACUUGGAUAUACUUGCGAAAAAGAAAAUUCUUUGGGAAAAUUACGCCACAGAGGAGGAAGCCUUUCAUGAAGUGAGGCGCGGACGAGCAUGGGGUGCGUUGGUAUUUCCACGGAAUUAUUCAUCUUCAUUGGUCGAAAGAACCGAGUCUGGACGAUUUACAGAUGAUUGGGUAAUUGAAUCUUCGGAUGUGACUGUGCGGCUUGAUAUGUCCAACCAACAAAUCGGCACUCUGCUGUAUCGAGACAUUCAGUACGCAUUUUUCGAUUUUCUGGAAAAAAUGUUAACCGAUUGUGAUAUGAAUCCGGCUAUCGGUCGAAUACCCUUGAAAUGGGAGCAACCGGUCUACGGCGAUCAAGUGCCCAAUUUUACCGACUUUGCUGCGCCGGGUGUUAUACUGACAAUUAUCUUUUUCUUGUCGGUGGCAUUGACCUCUGGUGCAAUGUUAAUCGAACGUAAUGAAGGUAUGCUGGAGCGAUGUCUGGUCUGCGGUAUCACCGGAUUGGAAAUAUUAUUUUCGCAUGUUGUGACACAGUUUUUGAUAAUGUGUGGCCAGUCGUUUUUGGUGUUAAUUUUCAGUUUUUCCGUUUUCGAUUUGACAUUGAACGGCGAUACAACAUUGGUUGUUCUGCUGACUAUCCUGACCGGAUUAUGUGGAAUGUGUUUCGGUUUCGUUGUGAGCUCGGCUUGUGACAACGAACGUACGGCGACUUAUAUGGCCAUGGGAUCAUUUUUACCCAUUGUCAUGUUGUGUGGCAUAAUAUGGCCCAUUGAAGGCAUGUACCCCGGACUGAAGUAUUUUGCCUUUUUCCUACCGCUAACCCAGUCAACGGAGUGCUUAAGAUCGAUAACUCAACGAGGAUGGUCAAUUAGUGAACCAACGGUGUACGGGGGAUUUGUAUCGACUGGUAUUUGGGUGUUGGUAUUUUUAACGAUCAGUGUUUUGCUGCUCAAGUUUAAGAAGGGAUAGUGUGUGAUUCAAAGGUCUAAGUUAAUUUUUCAAUGGUUGAUUGACAGCUCUCUUACUUUUGUUAAAUGUGAUAUCGAAGAUAGUUCACAAAUUUUUUGUCGUUUAAGUAUAAAAUGCUGAUUUGUAACACAGUAAGGAGAUUUUGUUGGGGAUGGGGUUGUGAAACAUUGAAUUUUGUGAAUGUAACCGUUUUGGGAUUGCAAUGCCAAAAUCAAACAAACUUAUUUUCAUGACGGUGCCUUUACUGCAUAGCCUUAAAGUUCACAAUUUUAUAUUUUCUUGUAAAUAAACAAUGUUGAAACAUAAAAGCGUUCGUUUACCCCGUCCGGGCACAUCAUCGAAAAUUAUUUCUUUUGAGUUUAUCCUCUAGCCACGUAAAUGCAAAGAUUUGUAUUCGCAUCGUAUCUGGACAAUGGUGGACAAUCUCCUUUUAUGACUCGUUGUGCUCCACAUAGAGUCGGAUCGGUUGGUGCUGGGGAGAAGCCACUAGGGCACUCUGCAGCAGCAAAUCCAAAUAGGAAGGC